GCUACGGAAGCGAAACAUUGUAGCGCACAUGCUAGGUAAUUUUGACUUUGAAUUAGUGAUUUUAGUUACAGUGUCCUAUUUAUUUGAGAUACAUAAUGGAUAAAGCUUUAUAAACUACUGAAACCUAGCUAAUAAUUAUGUUAGCAGGGGCAUUCAGUCAUUUUAGGUAAUAGUUUAUUCAUCCACGUGAUUACCACGUUAGAAAACUGGACGAACUUACUGAUAGCACACCAAGGAAAGUCGCAUGAAAUCUCUGAGAGGGGCUGUUUAUUCGCAGAUUUCUUCAGAGAUGUAUCUCUGAACCUGAGGUCACCAUGUCAGACUGAGCUACGUUCACUGACAUAUCAGUUGAUAGAGGUCCCUAAAGGAGCAUCAAACACCUACCACCUCCAGGCUGCAGUUUGGUGGAUGUGAUACCAGUUGGCUGAACCUGCCUGAUAGUUUGACAUUGAGGUGGAAAGUGGACACUGUGUUGGCACAAUGAAAACCUCAAUUCAUACUUAACCUGAGCUCAGGUCUGUGAUUAUGUUUCGGCUGCGGGGUGUGAAUUCCUGCCUUCGCAGGCUCCUUCACGGAGGGACGGUGAACCGGGACCAGGUUCUGGAGCAGCUGCGGGCUUGCUCGGCUGAAGACCAGGUGUUCGAUGUGGUGGGCAAGAACAAGGCCAAGCUCACGGUGACCCAUGUCAGCUGUGCUGUGAGCAUCCUGUGGCAGUUUCAGAGGGACAAACCUGCGCAGCUCAGGACUGUGGAGCUCACCAAGAGUCAUUCACAGUUCUUGACUCUAAGGGUUUUGGCUGAGAACAAAAUUGCACUCAUGGAUGAUUUUAUGUUGGUGGACACGCUUUAUCAUUUCCUCAGACUACAUGUGGAUCCACAUGACUCUCUUGUUCAACAGUUGGUUUCAGAAGCAUGGCUAAGAAUAGACCGAUUACCACUGGAAUCCCUAUCCAAGUUUGCCAAUUGUCUAAAUGAUCAGUACCUUCACCACAGUCCUCUAAUGGGCCAGAUCACCAGUAUUGUGGAUCAGAAGUUGUCGUCCAUCGAUGAUGCCAGGAUCCUAAGUACACUGAUGGUAUGCACAUCGUCACUGGUGUCUCCCCGGCUCCGGGAUGCCUUCAUUAGUAGGACAGAUCAUCUCCUUGACACCAUGGAUCACUCACAUUACAAUAACCCCCGGAGAGUCCUGCAGUUCCUGCGCAACAUCAAGUACAGCCACCGGCCUCUGCUGGAGAAGUGCAACCAGAUCUUCCUGGGCAACAUCCCCAGGCUGGAUGCAGAGAAUAUCUUCAUCAUUGCUGGACUGUAUCAGACGCUGCAGUUCAACAACUGUGACUUCAGGCUCGCUGCUAAACAAAGGCUGAUAGAACUAAUUGAUUCAAGCACCGAUCCUUUCUCCUUCACUAAGCUCUUUGUUGCUCUGGCUCCCAUGGCCAGCCCAGAGAUCAGAGAAGGGUUGGAGAACACUGCCUUCCUGCUGGCGGACGAGCUCAGUGCACAGCAGGCUUUGGCUUUAAUUGAGGCACUAGAAAUGAUUCAGAGCAGGAACCUCGGCUUACUGAACAAAAUUGCAUUGGUAAUUCAGAAGAAUCUUCACGUCUAUAGACCAAUGGAGUUGAGCAAAAUCACCCAAGCCCUUUAUCUGUUGCAAUACCAGAACCCUGAGCUCUUCACUAAACUAAGAAGCAUUUUGACCAACUUUUUGCAGCGCAGCGUUAUCCCCCAUGAGGUGACCAUGCUGACCCGUGUUCUGUCCAUGCUGCCCUGCCCGCAAAUCGACGAGGUCGUGACCUCCCGGGUGGAGAAGGUGGUGGCGCAGUGCACUCUCAACAACCUCACCACCAUCUCUCUCGCCAUUGCCAAGUGGGUACGGAACGACGUGUCCUACCGCCACAGCACCCCCAGCAAGUGUGUCCGUCUGCUGCAGACUCUGAACCGCUGCGGCCACGAGAGACUACAGACGGCCAACCGACUGGACUUGCUGCUGGAGGAGCUCAAGUACGUCUCAGGGGAGUGGUUUGAGGAAAUGCUGCUCGAAGAGUCGAUACUCACGCUGCAGAGGAUGAUUGACCAAGUGAACUUUGCCAAUGUGCUGGAGUUGGCCCUCUUCUUAACCCGGAUGAAUCACUUCUGCUCUCCUCUGAUGGACCGAAUUGCCAGUGUGGUCAUUAAAGACAUUGACAAGAUUCAGCACUCAGCAAUAUAUGCCACCCUGCUGCCCUUUACUGUCAUGAAUUACGAUCCUGUACAAGCAGACGAGUUGUUUGAUGUUUGUAUUCAGCGUGUCACUCCUCAUAUCCACUCCUUUGACCCACACAUGCUAGUUCUCCUGGCGUACUCCUUGGCUGUGGGCGACUGCUUUCCUGAAGAACUGGUCAGAGAAAUCUUCAGUAUCGAAUUUCUGGGAAGACUAGAUUCCCAGCUAGAAAGCUUGCAUGAUGCCGUCAACAUGCGGACCAGACUGCGCCUCAUGGAGCUCAAUCGAGCCGUGUGUCUCCAGUGCCCUGAAUUCCAGGUGCCGUGGUUUCAUGAGGGCUACUGCCAGCAGCUGCAAAAGAGAGGGAAUGGCAAUGUCAGUCCUGUGCAGCAGCAAAUCCACAAAAUGCUGGGUGAAGUUCUUGGUGGCAUUAGCUGUGUCAGAGUAGCGGUUGUCACUCCGUACUUUUACACCGUAGACUUUGAAUGUAUACUGGACAAACACCUACAACCGCUGCCUUACAGUAAGAGCACACUGCAGAUCUCAGACAGAGAAAAGGUUAGCUGGGGGACGAUCUCGCUGGAAAACAUCAAGGAUGAGCUGCCACCUGGAGCUCAGCGAGUUGCAGUGAACUUUCUUGAUUCAAAGUCCUUCUGUAAAAAUUCUCAUCAUAUGAAAGGUGACGUCCUGAUGAAAAAAAGACACCUUGAAAUCCUGGGAUAUCGAGUUAUUCAGAUCCCUCACUUUGAAUGGAAUUCCAUGGAGCUUUCAACACCAGAUGCCUGGAAGGAAUAUCUAAAGAAGAAAAUAUUUGGAGAGCCUUCUUCUUGAAGGCUUUAUUUAUUGAACAAUGAAAGAAAUGUUACAUUGAACACCAAGCUUUUAGCCUGGUUUUGAAGAAAUUCUUGGCAGAGUGACUGAACAGAGAGCAUCUUAAUAUAUUAUGCUAAUAUUCAAGUGCUCCAUAUUUUUCUGCCAUAGAGCCUAAAUUUGACAUGAAUCUACCUUGUUCAUGUUAAGUAAGAUUGUGUAUUGUGUGCUUUUGUAUUAAAUGACUUUUUAAAAAUAAAAUGUAAAAACAUUG
Messenger RNA from Lates calcarifer (barramundi perch), 3280 nucleotides. It is a transcript of the gene fastkd1, whose product is annotated as FAST kinase domains 1. Gene Ontology annotation, biological process: mitochondrial RNA processing; regulation of mitochondrial mRNA stability. Bases 526 to 3027 code for a protein of 833 amino acids. The transcript has 15 exons. The record is from RefSeq and is a predicted model, not a curated record. Lineage: Eukaryota; Metazoa; Chordata; Actinopteri; Centropomidae. Gene Ontology annotation, molecular function: RNA binding. Gene Ontology annotation, cellular component: mitochondrial matrix; ribonucleoprotein granule.